CGCACGAUUAUGGCGGGACAGCGAAAGUUUCAGCUAAGCGAGGUGGCCGCCCUCCAGCGGAAACACGUCGUAAUCCUCAACCCUGACAAAGUGGAACGGAUGCUGAGUGAGCUGGUGAUCGGCGGAACGGAGAAGCUGCAAGUGGUGACCGACUUCGAUUACACAAUCACCAAGCAGCGUCUUAGCAACGGCGAGAAGGUGCUGACCAGCUUCGGCAUGUUCAACGAAUGCAAAUCCAUCCCAGCGGAUGUGAUACUGGAGCAGCGCAAUCUGUACCACAAAUAUCGCCCCAUCGAAAUAGACCCAUAUAUGGAGCACGAGGAAAAAGUGGGCUAUAUGAUCGAAUGGUGGGCCAAAACGGGAGACCUUCUCAAAGGAUUCAAGCUACCCCAGGAGGAUAUCGACGAGGUGGCAGCACGAUACAAGGAAGGUUUGCGAGAUGGUACGCAUGAGAUGUUCAAAGAAUUGCAUGAACUAAACGUACCGUGUCUCGUCUUCUCGGCUGGCCUUGGCAACUGUGUGUCAUCGGUACUAAAACACGCCAAUGUUAUGUAUCCAAACGUAAAGUUAGUAUCAAAUUUCUUGCAAUUCAGUGAAAAUGGAAUGCUGAACGGGUUACAGGAUCCAAUGAUACAUACAUUCAACAAAAAUGAAACCGUUCUCGAGGGCACGGAGUAUUACGAUAUCGUGCAUUCACGGGAUCAUGUCAUAGUUAUGGGCGACUCUCUUGGUGACGCUGGAAUGGCAAACGGCGUGCCAUCGUCAUCGCACAUCCUUAAGAUCGGCUUCCUCUUCGAUCACCCCGAACUCAAUCUACCUCGAUACACGGCUGCGUUCGAUAUUGUGUUGAUCGACGAUCAAACAAUGGACGUACCGAGGGCCAUCAUAGACAUGGUGAGGAAGCGAUCGCAUCAGUGAACGCCCGGGCGUUGCAGCUGGUAACUGCACACGUGCUUCUAACGAGCGCACAAUGUGGCGGCAAUUCGCAAGAACGCCAUCGAAGCUGAGGCGUUAGGCAUCAACCGGUUUUUGUUGAAUUCAUGACGCCACACCAGGACUCUUGUUGCUGGCAGUUUUAGCUCAACGUUUCGCGGCAAACAUUUCUUUUGUGUGCCUCAUUCGGAUCGUUAUCGUAUUUCGUUAGUUUGUUUUCUUGUGAAGUUGAAUAACGUUGAUUCGGUCCCGUUUAUCAUUCUUUUCUAUUCUAUGACACUUUUGCUUUGAUCAACUUCAAAUGUUUAUC
Molecule: messenger RNA, 1243 nt
Organism: Anopheles nili
Lineage: Eukaryota; Metazoa; Arthropoda; Insecta; Diptera; Culicidae
Gene: cN-IIIB
Product: 7-methylguanosine phosphate-specific 5'-nucleotidase
Exons: 4
Coding region: 10-918 (302 amino acids)
Biological process (GO): lipid metabolic process
Cellular component (GO): cytoplasm
Molecular function (GO): magnesium ion binding; lipase activity; 5'-nucleotidase activity
Source: RefSeq, a predicted model, not a curated record